This is a messenger RNA of Symsagittifera roscoffensis, 4205 nucleotides long. Its product is annotated as junction plakoglobin-like. Bases 349 to 3564 code for a protein of 1071 amino acids. Gene Ontology annotation, cellular component: adherens junction; catenin complex; nucleus. Gene Ontology annotation, molecular function: protein phosphatase binding; alpha-catenin binding; cadherin binding. The transcript is spliced from 9 exons. Gene Ontology annotation, biological process: canonical Wnt signaling pathway; cell-cell adhesion; positive regulation of transcription by RNA polymerase II. NCBI's taxonomy places the organism in Eukaryota, Metazoa, Xenacoelomorpha, Acoela, Convolutidae. The record is from RefSeq and is a predicted model, not a curated record.
AACAUACCAUAAAAAGAACAGAAGCGCUGGCCAAGAACACGCUUCACUUGUGCUUGUUUAGCUUGUAAAUUAUAUCUAUCUUUUCUCUACUCAAAUUUAACAUUUAUUUGCUUUUCAGAUUUUAUUUGAACCUUAAGAGCUUCAAAUCGAAUAGCAAGAUCGGUCAACAUUUUCUAUCCAAUCAAACCUACUUUACCUCAAAGUGAAAUUAUUAGUUCUAUUGGUGUCAAUUAGAAGUCAGUCUUCAUUUUUUACUCAGAGAUAAGAUGGCAUCAACUGUCUAACCUAGAAGAAUCAAAACUGCCAAUUGCUAUCAAGCAACAAACGAUACGAAACUCCUGCAACACGAUGCAAUGCCAAAGUGGAUCAGGUCCUGCUGGACCCCCUCCCCAGAUGGUUUCUCAGAUGGUCCCGCAGCAACAAGUUCCCAUGGAUCAACAUUAUGACUCACCGGGAGCCCAAAUGUGUCCGCCAGGUGGACCUCCGGGUCACCCCGUGGCAUCACGAGUACCGCAUCAACAUGCUCACAUGCAGCAGGCACCUGCCCCGCAACAAGUCAGUAACUUCGGUCCAAUGCCUCCGCAAGGAAACUACGAACAGAUGAUGCAAAUGCUUCAUGAGCGUCAAGAACGAAUCAAAGCAGUAAUGAAUGAUCCUGCAAACCAGCAGCAGCUGCCGCAGCUUAGAAUGCAGCUUGCACAGAACACACAAGAAAUUGAGAAUUUAAAUAAGCAACAGAAGGCAAGACAUCAAUCGCCGAUAUUUUAUCAGCAGCAACAACACCAGCCCCAGAUGCAAGCUUAUGGACAGGGAAAUCAACCCGGGGGACCACCCCACAUGAUGCAGCAGGGACCCCCUAACCAACAAGGUCCUCAUCCUGGUUACAUGGAUAUGAACGCCCAACAUCAAGCUAUGAUGCACCAUCCCAACGCACCACCGGGAUCCAUGCAUCAACAGCAGCAGCAGCCGGUGAUGAACAAAAGCCAAAGUAUAGCCGCAUGGCAGCACCAGAACUACAUGCUGGACUCAGGUUUGAACAGCGGUCACUCUACUGCUCCACCGUCCUUAUGUAGCAAUGGAACCGGAAAUGAGUUACUAGAUGACGAUGCGGAUUCGGUCUAUAGCUCGCAUGCUUCUUGGAGUGGCAGUGCUCCUGGAUAUCCUCAGGCAUGUUACACCCCGGAGCAGUAUGAAAAUUUUAAUGGGCCUCGAAGUGUAGGAAUGUAUUACGAGAACGGUCCCAACUCCAUUCCUUGCGAGACUCCGAGUUAUCCAUCGCCUCAGACUUUUGAUCCGAACAACCCACAACAAGUUCCUCCGAAUAUGGUAGUACAACAAGGACCUUCGGGGCAGCAGCAACAAAUGGGACCGCAAGGUCAACAACAAAUGCCGCGUCAGACUCUGAAAGACGCGAUCAGUCAAAUUGCCCAGAUGUUAGUCGACACCGAUGCUGUUGUGCAAUUACAAGCGGCUGAAACCGCCCAGGCAAUGGCUAAAAACCCACAGAAUAGAUCUGCAAUCAUUCAGUCUUCCCAGAUGAUCCAGAAUUUAGUGAACGCACUGAAUAGCGAUAGCGAGGAGAUUGUAAGAUGUGCUGCGGGUACCUUGCACGACUUGUCACAAAUGAAACCAGGUCUGUUGUCGAUCUUCAAAUGUGGCGGAAUCCAGGCUUUGAUUAACCUCCUGCAGUCACCUAGAGAGGCAAUCCUGUUCUACGCAAUCACGACACUGCACAACCUGCUCCUGAACCAGGAGGGAGCCAAGUCAGCAGUCGCCAUGGCCAGUGGAAUCCCGAUUCUCGUGAACCUUUUGAAGAAACACUCCAAUGUGAAGUUCCUUGCAAUUACCGUCGAUUGUCUACGGUCUCUGGGUUUCGGAAACCAAUCGAACAAGGAGGAAAUUCUGAAUGCAGACGGACCAGCCACCUUGGUUAAAGCCCUAACUUCAUACGAGUACGAGAAGCUUCUGUGGACUAUAAGUAGGGUGCUCAAAGUCCUCUCAGUGUGUCCGAAAAACAAGCAAGCGAUAGUCGCAGCCGGAGGUGUGAGGUCACUCGCUUUCCAUCUGAACAAACCAGGAGCUCCAAGCAGUCCAAGACUUGUUCAAAACUGUCUGUGGACUUUACGAAACAUUUCAGAUGUUACAACUCAGAGCGACAACAUGCGUGAUCUUCUGGAGAAGCUGAUUCCAUACGUGAAAUGUAACGACGCGGUCAUGUCCAGUUGCGCAGUAUGCAUUUUGUCGAAUUUGCUGUGUAAUAAUGUGAACAAUAAGAACGCAUUUGUCCAGUUGCAAGGUAUCCAGGCAUUACUGUUUGCAAUCGACAAGUCACAACAGGUCGAGGAUCUCAUUGAACCAGCGCUCUGUGCGCUGCGUCACGCUACUUCACGUCACCCGCUACAAGGCGAAGCGCAAAACAUUAUCAGGACUGGUUUCGGUCUACACUGUGUGAUGCGUCUCAUGGACCAGCACAUGGCGGCCGGAGGAGGAGGUAGUUCCAGCAGCUCGGCCGCUUCGACUGCAUCCGGAGCCAGUGGGUCCUCCUCGGGAGGAAGCAAGUGGCCAGUUCUGAAGGCGGCUGUGGGACUGCUGCGUAAUAUGUGCACUGCGCCGGAUAACUUGCCGGAUCUUGUUCAGCACGGAGCUGUGGCGCGUUUGGUGAAUGUGAUCAAAUGUGCCCAGACUGAUUGGCAGAGGAGGGCGGCUGCCGGCCAGGAGUACAGACUGGACGGUGUGAAGAUGGAAGACAUAGUUGAGGGGGCGAUAGGGGCACUGCAUCUGAUGGCAUCGAAAGGACAGCCAAACCAGGCUGCCUACAGACAACAGAUCAAGAGCACACCUAACGCUAUCAACAUAUUCGUACAGAUGUUGGCUUCCAAUUCGCGCUCUGUGUUGCGCGUGACAUGUUCCCUCCUGGCCGAGCUGGCUCUAGACCCAGACGGAGUGGAGAUGAUCAAACAUACGAGUAAUCUGCAGCCCCUCGGUGGACACAUGGAUUCCAGCGAUCAACACAUUUCCGAAGCCUCCAAUCUACUAUUCCAACGAUUAACAGCACAGAAUAACCCAGGCCAGCCACCCUACAGCACGGCCAGUGGUAGCGGACCAGGGCCCAACAUGGGAAUCGCUGGAGCAUCUGGCAACCAACCAGUUUCCAACUUCGCAAUGGGAUCUCACCAAAACCUGCAACCAAAUUUACAAUCUCACCAGCAAAUCGCUCAUGGUCAUGCGAGUAAUCAGCAGCAGAUGAUGCACCAGCAUAUGUCAGGCAUGACACCAUCGCAUAGUGGCGGCAACAGUCCCAUGCCCCACCAAUCGUCUGACUUCGCCCCGAUGGAAGUGUCCGGGAAUCCUGGAUCAUCCGGUAACCAUCAGCAACAAACUUCAAGUGGAAUGAACCCGUCACAUGGGUUCGGGGGAGGAGGAUUUGGGGAUAUGCAGAGUGCGCAAGCCAAUCCUUUCGGACCAUCAUCGCAAAUGAACAUGGAGUACAGUAAUUUGCCUAACAUGGACAUGACAUCCCUCACGAGUAUCGACGACUUCGUGUUUGACGAGAACCUUUUCUGACACGAAUGAGUCAACUCGACGUAGUUGGACUCAUACCCUGGGGGCUCAUUGUCUAAAAAUCGCCUUGACGAAUUCCCUAAAACUCAAUAGCUUUCAAAACUGCAUCUAACCUUGCUAUGCCAGCGUCCAACAACGCCCUCAACAGUGGCUACAAAAUAUAUGGCUAAGUGAAGUGAAUUAGAUGUAUAUGCCUCAUUUAAUUGUUAAACUGUAGGUUUUAGUAAAUUAGUCAUCUUUAAUGUUAUUUCAUGAAAACAGCAGAACGUUUCUGUCAAAUAUUCCAAAAAGAUGACGGUUUGCAAUCUUGAUUAUCAGUUUUUUGAAGUAGUUUAUCUUUUGUUUAUGUUUAUGUUGACUAAUGCGACGAAUUAGCAGCAAAAAAGCAACUUGAAGUAGCAUAGCGAUAAGUUAGUAAGUAAUUCGAUUUUCUUUCCCUUUCUCCUGAUAACUUUUCUAUCAUCUAAUUCUCUCACCCACAAAAAUAGCUUUAUCUUUACUUACGUCGAUCUUGUCUGCUGAUGUUAAAUUUAUGCCUAUCCAUUCUUAGCAUUUGAUACAAAAUAUCUUCAUUAAGUCUUAGCUAUUAAGUUAAUUUUAAUUAUGUCUGUUGUAAUCAUUCUAUGGAUCAGGGGCGGAUUGGG